AGCCAAGACAAGUGUCUCCUCUCUGAUAUCGUGUGGACAAAAAUACGGACACACUUACGACACUUUACGCACGCGCAAACCGAGAUGGGCGCUGGGAUCGCAGCCGCACGCGGCAGUGGUUCCGCGAUUGCAUCGAAGAACUCUGCGACCGAUACAACAUCGAUAACUCCUCUUUCCUCGGUGCAAAGCGUAGCACCUCGCCACACCACCGCCGCAAGCCCCCUCCCACCCACCGCCGUGCACACCGCUAACCCACGUCAGCACCUCACGGAUGCGCACACCGCCACUCCCCCUACGGAGCGACCGCACCACCCGCAACAGCCAACGCGUCCACCAGCGCCGCCGCAGCAAUCAACCGCGACUGCACUGGUCGCCGCCACGCCUCUUGAGAAGCGUCUGCAAGUGCCGGAGAGCUGCCGCGGCGACCUCCCCCCCUCGCAGAGGAACCAUUUCAUACAGGCGACGACCACUGCAUCUCUCUCCGCGGAAGACUCCCGCCCUCCACCGUCGGUGCUGGACACAGCGGUGAAACGGCAGAUGGAGAGUGGUGAGCGCACCGAUGCGGCGACAAACCCAAAUGCCGACGUUUCGAACGUGGAAGCCGACGUGAGUGGGCCGGCAUUUCGUCGCAUGCUGAACAACGACUCCGUCGAUGAAAGCGGUGAGGAUGGUGGCAAUGGCGAAAGACGACACACGGCGCCGUCGCCGUCCCCUGACGCACCGGGUGGCGCAGUGGACGGUGAAGAUGCACACGCAGCGCAGCACCAGCAGCAGUUCUUCUCGCCACCGACCACCACCGCUGCUGCCAAUGCUGCUGGAAGUAUCAACGACGCGCUCUUCUACCGCCCCAUUACCCGCUCCGCCUCUCCUGGUCAGGCACUGCGCACGUACGAUGGCCUUCCGUUGACCUCCGUACAGCAAGUGCUAGCGUCGAAGCACAAGGUGUACCGCAUCUGCCUCACCGGCGGGCCCUGCGCCGGCAAGUCGACGAUGCUGUCCGCCAUGCAGGCAAGGAUCCCGCAGCGCACGGGCUUUCGUGUCAUGUGCGUGCCCGAGGCGGCGACGCUGCUUGUGACCGGCGGCAUGCAGUGGGACAGCAACAUCACAGUUGCGCAGCAGUCCGUGCUUUUGCGCACGCAGCUCGCUUUGGAAGAUCAGUUCUUUGCCCUCGCCGUGGCCUCUGCCGUGCCGACGAUCAUCGUCUCGGAUCGCGGCACGAUGGACGGCCGCGCCUUCUGCUCCGAUGCGCAGUUUCAAGAGAUUUUGCGCAAUGUGGGCAGCACCGUGGAUGUGCUGCGUGACCGCUACGACGCCGUGCUGCACAUGGUCACCGCCGCGAACGGGGCGGAGGAGUUCUACAACCUCGACAAUCCUGCGCGGUACGAGGACCUGGACGGCGCGCGUGCGUCGGACCUGCGUCUGCAGGAGAUGUACGUCGGACACCACAUGUUCCGCCUGCUCGACAACUCCACCACCUUCGACGACAAAAUUGAGCGCGGACUGCAGAUUGUCGGCCAGGUCGUUCACAAGGAGCAGUGCGCGCCGGCAUCACCCAGCUUCUACCUCGUUCGCCGCUGCCCUCGGGAGCUGCCAGUGGCCUCGGCCAGCUACACUACCUACACCACUGUGCUCAACAACAGUCAAAUGAACGACAUUCGCCUGCUGGUGAAGCGUGAGAUGUCAGACGGGUCGUCCAUGCACUUUUUCAAGAGUGUGAAGGACAUGGCCGCUGCCGCUGCCACCUCCUCUGCCCAUUCCACGCCGCGUGCGGUGUCCCGUGGGAGCUGCGGCGCCUCCUUCCGCAGCAGCAUGGUAGCGGGUGGCGGCGCCAACCAGUUCUCUGCGCCGUCGCAGCAGCAGCGCAUCGAGAGCGCGCAGCGUAUCAGCAGCCGCGAGUACAACAGCUUGAAGCAGCACCGCGACCGCGCACGAGCGGAGGUGGUGAUGCAGGCGACGCAUUUCAUUUACGAGGGCGCAAACUACGAGUUGACGACGCUGCUGGCGCCGAGCUGGGCGGCGGGCCGGCAGACGCUCACGGUGGAGAGCUGCACCCCAUCUGCAGCCCAGAAGAGUCCUUCGGCCGCCCUGCGCCUGCCACCCUUUCUCGAGGUGGACCGCGAGGUGCCUGUGGAGAGCCUGACAACGGCCUUCCUGAUCUCACACCGCGAGACCGGCGCGCUCUACACUUCGCUGGCCUUCGCACCGGUCUUCUCUCGCGCGGUGGUUACCGCCGUCGGUGCGCACGCGGACACGGAGAACAUUCUGAACAGCACCUUCAGCACCCCGCGUGGGCUGUCAGCGCUGCACGCGGAGACGAACACGCUUCCCGCGCCACCCGCUGACACCGAGAGACCCCAGGAGGCGAAGGAUGAAGAGUCUGCGGCCCCGGCAGCGCCUGCGCGUCGCGGACUGGCGCCGCUCUGCGUCAACACCGCACCCACCGCUGCAUCAGCGAAAGGCAAAUCGACGCCGAAAACGACGGCGGAGGCGCCUCCUCCGCAGGAGAUGGCGCCAUACGCGCUCGGCGGCUCCCUCAACGCCCAGCAGCCCCGCAUCGUCGUCACCCCCUCUAGCUUUUCGUUGUCUGGCGAGGAAGAUGCCGGGGCGGAGGUGGUGGGUGCUGCGGCAGGCGAGCAUCCGCAGCCGGAGCGGCGCGUGUUCGCUCGCGAUCCGGAGAGCAUUUUGCCACCCAUCGAGUCCAAGAAGGUUCGCACGCAUUAG
This is a messenger RNA of Leptomonas pyrrhocoris, 2721 nucleotides long. RefSeq lists its product as hypothetical. The coding region runs from base 85 to 2721 and encodes 878 amino acids. The transcript has a single exon. NCBI's taxonomy places the organism in Eukaryota, Euglenozoa, Kinetoplastea, Trypanosomatida, Trypanosomatidae. Gene Ontology annotation, molecular function: phosphatidylinositol binding; phosphatidic acid binding; GTP binding. The record is from RefSeq and is a predicted model, not a curated record.